AUGGUAGAAUCAAGUGCCAAAAAUUAUACCCACUAAGGUAUCUUUAUCAAAUGUGAUUUCUACUAAGAUCUUAACAAAUAACUAUCCACAUUUAAGACUAAACUAUCUCCAGAAUUUUUAUUCAAAUCUUAAAUGAACUAUGAAACAUAUGUUAUGCCAUUUAAUCCAACCAAAGAAUAAAUCAUCAAUUCUGUCAGAGAAGGAUACUAGAAAUACAAUUCUAAGCAACUGAAAUUGAUGCUAGUUCAUUUCUGCGGAAAAGCAGUCAAAAAGAAGAUUGGAAAUAAAGAUUUAUUUUAUAUUGUUGUCAGAAAAAAUAAAAAGAAUUCAGAUGAAGAAGUCGUUGAUUUAGAAGAGCUAGUUAAGAAAGAGAUAAAGCCAGUGCAGCCAAUUAUUUAUGUAUUUAUCUAUGAUAUUUAUGUGGAUAAAAUGACCUUUAAGAAUGAUUAUUAAGUCAAAUACUUCUAAAACGGUAACGUCUACACUAUGAACUGCUUGUACAAAGAUUUUAAAAUAAAAUACUCUUUGAUUUAAUAUACUCAUCAAUAUUCUUUACUUAUGGCCGAUUUCACUUCACAUUUACUAAGACUAUAGAAAUAUGAUUAGCUUAUCUUUCCUAGUACAAAGGAUCUUAUCUUGUCUUAAUAGUAGGAUUAAAAAGAAAUUUAUGAAAAGAUAUUUAGAUUUUUGAUGAAAAAAUAUUAAUGUAAAGAGGAAUUAAAAGAGAAAUAGUAAAUUUAGACCCUUUAAGAUUCAAAAGUUAAAAAUACACCUCUAUCCAAAGAUCUGUAAAAACCAUAAUAAAUUAAUACAAAUUAAAAACCAUAAGUUAAUCAGAAAAAUGAUAAUCUCAUAAUAAAUGAAGAGGAAUUCUAAGAUGUACCAAAUCAAUUUUGUUCAUUAGAAUCAUCUACAUACCUCUUUGAUAAGCAAUUUCAAUCAAAUCACUGGAAAAGUCUAUAAUAAUAUGGUUAACUAAUUGUAGCCUAUACAAACUUUGGAAUUAAAAUUAUAGAUUCAAGCAAAUUCAAUAAAGUGGUCUUUGAGUAGGAGUUUUAAGAUUCUAAUUUAUAAGACUACACAUAUCUCUCUGCAACUAACAUCCUGGUUAUGCUAUUAUAAGAAGCCAAAACUAAUUCAUAAUUGGUAGUCUAAAAUAUAACAGACAAUGAUAUACUGGAUUUAAAAAUAGACAAUUUUGAAGAAGUUAUCAGUAUUGGGCAAGUUAAAAAUGCUUAUUUAGCAGUCAGCUACAAAUAUAUCACUAGAAUUUACAAAAUUGGAAAAAAUCAACUUAAGAGGAUUUUAAAUAUUAAUCAUGAAGUAUUAACUAUAGGAUGGGGAAUAAUAUGCUCAUUUGGUAAUUAUAUUCUUCUUAGUGAGUAAUUGCCUUAUUACUCCAAUCAAGAAACAGUAUAAAUCUAACUAGUUACAAUUGAAGAAUCUAAAGUAACUGGCAAUCUUGAAGAGGGUAAAACUUCAAUAAUUAAAUUGAAAGAUCAUCAGAUAAAUGAGAUUGCAGAUGGCUUUUACAUUUAGAAUUAAAAUGAGCAGAUAAAAUAAAAUAAAUUCCUUUGUAAUGAAAUUCAAGCUUAUGCUAAAGAUAACAUGCUUGCUAUGCUUAAAUUAAAUGCAAGCUACCCAAGUAUUUUAGAAGCAAGACUUAUAAAAGAUUCUAAAAUAGAACUCUAUAAAAAUUACUAUGCCAUUAAGUUUUAAUAGCAUGUUUUAAUAGAUUAAAGUCUAAAAGGAAUUCAAAAUGAUUCCAUAUUUUUGAUAGCUAACAGUGAGAAGGAAAACAAAAGCUACCUUUUGAAAUUUAAAGUUGAUAUGGACUAUGUCAAGAGAUUGAUUGAUUAGCAAAUGUUAGAAAAUUUUUGA
Stylonychia lemnae is the source of this 1881-nucleotide messenger RNA. The record is from the annotation of a GenBank genome assembly. Lineage: Eukaryota; Ciliophora; Spirotrichea; Sporadotrichida; Oxytrichidae.